GAGUCCCCUACUGAGACACGUCCCAGGACACGCCGUGUGGACGUGUCGUGGACGUGUCCCUCAGGUCUGCCCCGAGGUGGUCGACAAGCUCAACUGGGAGGACGGCCACGCGUACGGCGACGCGUUCCGUGUGCGGCAGGACGGCCCUAGGCUCACGGUGACGCGCAUCGACGCAAAGGCCGCCGAGGGGGGCGGCGGCUGGGGCAUGCCCCUCCGCUUCCGCUGCUGCGUCCCCCCGCACUCGCCCGCGGCCGUGGCGGCCGCGGCGGCGGCGGAGGAGGAGCGGCGCAUCGCGCUGGGCAGGGCGGAGGCGGCGGUGGCCGACGCUGCAGCCGACGCGCGCGGGCACUACUGGCGGUUGGGCGUGCCGGUUGACUUCUCGGCGCAGGAGCUGAAGCGGGCCUACCGCCAGCUGAGCCUGCGGCUCCACCCCGACCGUGCGGGCGGCUCGACCGAGGCGAUGGCGGCGGUCGCCGCCGCGCACGACUGCCUCGCCGACGCGGCGUGCAGGCGCGCCUUCGACGAGGGCGCGCAGCUCGAGCGGCGGCAGGGGCAGGGGCCGCUCGCGCAGGCCGUCGAGCGGCACUACCGGCCGGAGCGGUUCCCGCACGAGCCGUUCGGCGACCCGUUUGCGCACGCGCGCGGCGGCGAGGAGCGGCGGCAGCGCGCCGACGCGCGGAGGCGGGAGCAGGCGGCGAGCGGAGUGGCCGCAUCACCGCUGCCCGAGGCGGCGGAGGCCGAGGCGGCAAAGGAGGAGCUGUGAGCGAGGUCGUUGGGGUCGAGAAGGCCGCGACGCGCAGGCUGUAGAUGGCCCGACGUGGGCGGUGAGCGGGGGGAGGCUGGGCAUUGCACUUGUCAGCGCUCCGUACAGCGGCGCGGGCUUGCCCCCUAGGGUCGUGUGUGCUGGCUUAUUGAUAUUAUUGCGGUCUCGGAGACCCACCCCGAG
Messenger RNA from Emiliania huxleyi CCMP1516, 946 nucleotides. RefSeq lists its product as hypothetical. The record is from RefSeq and is a predicted model, not a curated record. NCBI's taxonomy places the organism in Eukaryota, Haptophyta, Isochrysidales, Noelaerhabdaceae. The transcript has 3 exons. Gene Ontology annotation, molecular function: Hsp70 protein binding. The coding region runs from base 206 to 763 and encodes 185 amino acids. Gene Ontology annotation, biological process: cellular response to misfolded protein. Gene Ontology annotation, cellular component: endoplasmic reticulum membrane.